Molecule: messenger RNA, 1879 nt
Organism: Plectropomus leopardus (leopard coralgrouper)
Lineage: Eukaryota; Metazoa; Chordata; Actinopteri; Perciformes; Serranidae
Gene: pphln1
Product: periphilin 1
Biological process (GO): negative regulation of gene expression, epigenetic; protein localization to heterochromatin; negative regulation of DNA-templated transcription
Cellular component (GO): nucleoplasm
Source: RefSeq, a predicted model, not a curated record
AAAAUAGCCGUAAACCAUGUAGCUAUGGUCGCUAGCUACCGGGAGAGGCUAGGCUAGCUAAACGGUUAAGGAAGAUUGUGUCGAAGAUUUUCUUUAAAUCACCCUGAUUCACAGAGGUUCUUGAAAAUGACAUACAGGAGAGACAGGAGUAUACGAGAGGUUUAUGAUGAACGCUUUAUAACAGAGAGACCGGGUCCAUACCCACGAGCAGCUGGCGCAGUGGAGAGGAGGGGCCCCUUUGGCAGGCCGGAAGAGGACUACGGCCGCGGCGGCUACGAAUAUGAAGGAGGUCCACGCUUUUUCCCAAAUGGAGGAGGUCCAACACGAAAUUAUCAUGAAGAUCAGAGGGGCUACCACGGUGACAACAUUCAUUUCCCUGCUGAACGCAGAGCUGUCCCACCUUCAAGAAGGGAGGACUAUCCUUACAGAGGACCCAGGGAAGACCCACACACAGGAAGGCCUUUGGAGUUUAGCGCCCGUGCUCCACCACCUCCUCAUAACGUGCGAAAUCAAGGCAUCUAUCCAGCACCCAGAUCCCUCCCAGAGAGCGGGGAAGACACACUAGUGCAAGCCAUCCUCAACCUGGACAGAGGGGAGGACAGAGACCACUUCAGGAGAAAGGCAGCCCCAUUCCCUCCACUCAGAGAGCGCUCUCCUGUGCGCCGAGAGGUGGCUCGCUCGCCUCACAGUCGCUCUGGCUCCAGCGUCAGCAGCAGAGGCUACUCACCGGACAGAGCCAAAAGCCUGCCGUUCCCCUCACAGCAAGGCAAGAGUGUGGACGGUCCAGAGGGUCACACAGGUGUUUCUGAACACCUUUGGGGGGCGCUCUUUCCUCAACAGAGUGGACAUGAAACUUUGGGGUAUGAAGAGACUUAUUCUCAGAGCAGGAUGACUGACAAAAUUCCUGGCCUGUCAAGAGAAGGCUCCCCACACAGCGCAACCUCAAACAAGGAGGAAAAUCCUCUUUCAGAAGGAGUCAAAGAGGAGCCACUGGCAGCUCUAAUCGUGGAGGAGAGCCAAAAGUCGUCCCCAGACAACUUUCAAGAGCGACGAGCCCUGGCCAUCGCUGCCAAAGCUCAGGAGAUAGAAAAGGUGUACCGGCAGGACUGUGAGACGUUCGGCAUGGUGGUAAAGAUGCUUGUGGCUAAAGACCCCAACCUGGAGAAGCAGCUGCAGGUUCCCCUGAGGGAGAACCUCGGGGAGAUCCGCGAACGUUGCCUGGAGGACCUCAAACACUUCAUCAACGAGCUGGACGAAGUUGCCCGGCAGCCAGAACCUUCCGUCUGUGACUCGACCACCCCGUCAAUGGCCCUGACGGGUCAUAAACUUUCAAAGACGGGAGUCAAUCAUAGCUCAUCGUACUGACACAUGAGCCAUUUGCUCUAAGUGAGACUGAGUGUGGUAGGAUUGACUGCUGAACGUGAUGGAUAUCUCGGAUACAUUUUGGAUUGCUGGACUUGAACCGAUUCUACAGCACAGCAGCCUGAAGCCAGCACGGAGAGGAUGCAGUGUUGCAUUGUUGAACAGUGUUAGUUAUGAAUGGACAUUUUUUUUACCCUCAAGUUCUCUGUUUAAAGAUGUCAAUUCUUAAAUAUUAAGUUGUUUUUCUGUAAAGUUUUGGCAAAAAAAGAUUUAUUUAAAGUCUCACAUCACAGUUGAAAUGUUUAACAUGGGUUUCAUUGUUAAAAAUAUGUUGCUGGGAACAGAUGUCAAUGUCCCGCAACAUGAUCCAGCUUUUCCAAAAGAAAAGCCAGAUAAAGACUGGUUUAUGUAGUAUUUUCAGUUAUGUCAAUGUUUAUUUUGUAGCAGUCUGAUGUAUGAAUGGGUGCUGCUAAAUUUACAGUUCUGCAUUCUUGUAUAAAUUUGUACUGUCUUGAAA